AGGAUGGGGGCAGGAGGAAAGGAAGUCUCCCUGGACGUGUUUGAAUCCCAUCUCAAGAAGCUGCUCCACAUCAUUGACAAGCUGCCAAAGGUGGAGAGGGAGAAAGCGGUGUUGAUCCUGAGGAACUCUGCCAACCAUUACUCCAACCUGACCACAGGACAUCCUCUACAACCUCCACCAACAUGUUCUAUAUUCUCAACCUUACCUUCCUGCAAUCAGGCUCUUUCGGAGAUACCAGUAUCACAAGUCACAAAAACCUUCGAUCUAUUAAAGGAUGAAGCUCUGGGAAAACAAUCCCAGCACCCAGAGCAGUCUCAGUCACAUCUUGAGCAGUCUCAACAGCAGCUUCAGCAUCCGGAGCAGUCUCAGCAGCAACAUGGGCAGUCUCAGCACCUUGAGCAGUCUCACCAGAAUCUCCAAACUCAUCAUGCUGAGUUAGGUUCAGUUAUCCUGGAGAACCAGACUGUAGAGGACGUUAUCUCAGACAAAUCCGAGAGUCAAGCAAUCCUUGAAGAGAUAGGAGGUUUAGGAGACGAGGAUACAGGAGUACAGGAUGGAUUCAUGGAGGAUGAGGAUGAUUGGGAUCAGCAUAUUCUAGAAAUCCAAAACCAAGGACGGAUAAAUCGACCAGAUCCUUCCCUCCUCUCCGAUACCUCAAUGCAGCCUGCACGAUCUCAUCCAACAGAUUCUGUUUCUAACCAUAAUUCCGCACUUCCUAAUACCUCUGUACCCAUAUCAAACCCAGAAAACAAUUCGUCCGUCUCCGAGACUGUAAACACCAGUGUUUCUGGGUACCCGGAGUUCGAAAGAAUUGAGACUGAUGCUCCGAAUAUAGUUGAGAAGCCAGCAACUAAUAAUGAAUGCAAACUUUGUUUUAAAAGGAUGAGCGAUGUACCUGGAGUGACCUGUAAGGUUUGCCGGCUCCAAGUUUGCGGUCAACCCUGUCUUCUUGUGCACGAACAGGAAUGCUCUCAAUCCGGCGAAGUGCAGUAUUGUAGCGGGACUACCCGGACGGAUGGUAAGAAGAGUAAACAGGACUACUGGUGCAGUUUAUGUAAUAAAUAUUUUCUCACCAGCUGUACUUUGAAAACACACAUGGAGGGUCACGCUAAGAACGACUGUGAUAAGUGCAGCACACGGUGUGCCACCCGUCGUAUCCUCGUGAGUCACAUGAAGGAAGUUCAUUUCAUUAAUAUCGCGGAGAAGUACUACGCCUGUAGGUUCUGUUCAAGGAAGUUUGUGAAGAAACCGUCCUUGUGGUUUCACUACAGUACUCAUGCAACCGGAACUCAGGUGGUUUGUCACAAGUGUGGAGAGUUUCUGGAGAACCAGGAGAGCAUGGAUAAACACACAGCAAACCAUAAGAGCACGCAGUUAUCAUGUGACCGGUGCGGUGAGUUCUUUAGCAGAAGACAACAAUACAAUCUACACAUUAAAACUCAUGAUGACUACGCAUGCACACUGUGCACAAAAGCUUUUUCCUCUAAGAAGCGCUUAAGCGUACAUAAAGUAAAAGAGCAUACUUCCAAAGGAGAAAGAAAAGCCGGGAAGGGUGCUAAUACUAAUCCUCCUCAAGCUAAACCCAACGAGCAGAGAGUAGAGGAGUUGGAUGGAACGAAACCCUUGAAAUCCUUCAAGUGUGGGUUCUGUGUCUACGAGAACAAGAACUACAAGAAGGUGAUGAGACAUGAGAGGAGACACAAGAACCUCAGGAAGUUUGUCUGUGAACUCUGUGGGAACGCAUUUAACACGGAGUACACUUUGAAAGAGCAUACAGCAUACGUUCACUCUGACGAGAGAAAGUUCAAAUGCUUUAAAUGUGAAAAAUCGUUUAAAGCGAAAAAUGCUUUAAUUCGACAUGAGCAGGUUCAUACAGAACAGCGUCAGUUCCGUUGCCACUGUGGGAAGAGCUAUAAGAGACAAUCUCAUCUGAACCGACAUUUCUCCGCAUCCUCACACGGAUAUUCAACCAAGCCGGAUCCAACCCCGGAGUCUACCAUGACGGAACCUAUGCCAACCGUUGCUAUUAAACCUGAAUACUCGGGGAUAACUGCCUCUAGUGAUUUAUGGAUACAAGGCGAGGACGGGUUUGAUAAGAAAAUCUCCAGUAAUCAGUGUGAGGUCAGAGCGAGUUCGAAACUCGAGGUUAAGUCUGAAUCUCUUCUUGGAUAUCCUCCAUCCUCCUCCUCCUCCUCUUCCUCUCUGGAGUACAUGAAGAUGACUACAAAGGUCGACUCGAGGAGGAUGCAAUACAACGAGAAAGUGGAUGAGCUAGAAAAACUCAAAUAUUACAAGAUACCAAAAAAGUAUUCUUCUCCACAGAAGUACUCCUACUUCCCGGAGAAACCUUUGAGAACUGGUUUCCCGGAGUUAGGACCUGGAGCCGAAACUUACAGAGAUCCGUCCAGGAACAAUCAUCUUCAAUCUUCCAAGUAUCAGUAUGAUAAUCCUGUGAGUAAACCCCACUAUCCUCCUGUCCACAAUAAUCAGAGACAUUUUCAGUCGGAUCUCCAGGAUAGAGGAAACCAUACUAGCUCAGACAGGAUUGUUCAAAACUUCCAGGAUAAGUUCCACACUUCGGAGUAUCCGGACAAAAAUAUCCCAGAGAUGGAUAGAGAUUUCUUUGAUCGAUAUCCAGGUAAUCAUGACAAGAUGGACUACUCUUCUUCUUUACCGGAGAAAACAUAUCAGGACUUUUCGGACGACAAGAAUUACAUACUUCCUGUGGACUUGGAGGAGAGACAAAUAUCUCAGGCUGGUGGGACGGAGAAAUCUUUCCUCCCGCUGGAUGAUCGAUUCUUCCAGAGCAGUAUCCGUGAUCUAGGAUAUACUCAGGGGUUGGAGCAAAGAUUGGGAGGACCGGUAAAUCUUGUAGAUCUCCGUCCUGACUCUGUGUUCCCAGAGUCCGGACCUGCAGAUCUGACCAUUACAUCUAAGGACGUAUCCAACAAUAGAUCAGAUUCAAGAGAUUACUUCUCCGGAGUUCAUCCCUCCCUCACCUCCUCUUCCAGGCAUUCCUUUAAUAAACCCCGUCCAUCCAGUCCGCACAGCUCAGGGUCCCGAAUGUACCCAGAGUCACAACGCAACCAUUUCAUGUCUCCCCGAUCCCAACCCGACCCUUACCGAUCCUCCGAGUUGUUCCGUCCUUCGCACUCUGAUACACGGAACCAGGGGAACAACAACGAGCUGGAGGUACUUGAGGAGAACUCUUAUAGGUCCCUACAUGAUCUAGGAUACUCCAGACAGCAGCAGAAUCACUACUAUGAUCAGAUAGAUCCCUACGUGCUCCUGCCAAGGGGUGGAGGAGAUCUGGAGGAUAAUUACGACAAGAGACAUAAAUAUUAUAGACAGGAUAAAUAUCCUAGGACGGAGGAGUUAAAUCUUCUCAAUACUAGACAAGACGGAGGGAUUCUUCCUCCUCUUCUAGCUCUGAACACGUCCCUGCCGCCCGGACACAACCCUGCUCCUUCUCCUCCCAGCAUGAAACUUGAUUAUAUCUGUAGUCCUAAUGAUAAUCUGUCUUCCCAGUAUAUGCCAGAUGCAACUUUAGAUUAUUAUUAAUCUUUUCAACCAUUGUUAAUCAAUUUUCAAAAGUAACGUAUUUUUAAUUGACUCUUAAUUUUCUCAAGCCCCUCCUCGUUUUUAACAUUUCUCAAGCCCCUCCUCGUUUUUAACAUUUCUCAAGCCCCUCCUCGUUUUUAACAUUUCUCAAGCCCCUCCUCGUUUUUAACAGAAAUUUCGAAGUUGUUUUUACCACGAAUUGUUUCUACAAAAAUUGUUUGCGGAUAUUAUCUAUUGAUACUUUAUUAACGGUGUAAAUGGUAGCACCGCUUUUAAUUGGAGGUUUUCAUGGAUUAAUUCAGGUUAGGUUGAAAUUAAGUUAUAAUUAGAUCUUGUAGAUCUCACUAUUUUACACUAUAAACCAAUCCCAAAAUUGCCGAAGUUUAAGUCUAUAAUAUGUAAAGGAUUUAUUAAAAUGUAUAUUAUGUAAAGGAUUUAUUAAAGCAAUUAAUUCACCAAAAAUAUAAACAUUACUCUUUAA
Eurytemora carolleeae is the source of this 4042-nucleotide messenger RNA. RefSeq lists its product as uncharacterized. The transcript is spliced from 5 exons. Gene Ontology annotation, molecular function: DNA-binding transcription factor activity, RNA polymerase II-specific; RNA polymerase II transcription regulatory region sequence-specific DNA binding. The record is from RefSeq and is a predicted model, not a curated record. Lineage: Eukaryota; Metazoa; Arthropoda; Copepoda; Calanoida; Temoridae. Bases 4 to 3561 code for a protein of 1185 amino acids. Gene Ontology annotation, biological process: regulation of transcription by RNA polymerase II. Gene Ontology annotation, cellular component: nucleus.